Molecule: messenger RNA, 954 nt
Organism: Ricinus communis (castor bean)
Lineage: Eukaryota; Viridiplantae; Streptophyta; Magnoliopsida; Malpighiales; Euphorbiaceae
Product: pathogenesis-related genes transcriptional activator PTI5
Exons: 1
Coding region: 304-825 (173 amino acids)
Biological process (GO): ethylene-activated signaling pathway; regulation of DNA-templated transcription
Molecular function (GO): DNA-binding transcription factor activity; DNA binding
Source: RefSeq, a predicted model, not a curated record
CAGAAAAUUUUAGAUCCAUAGUUCAUUGUUGUAAAAUCAAAAGGAUUUAGGGGCAAAUGCCAUUGAUUCUGUGCAGCACCCACCAACCUGGAAGAAAAAUACCUACCCAUUUAUCAUCUGUUUCCUCUUGCCUUCCUCAGUUCCUAAAAGUAAAAUCCCAAGAUCCAACAUAUGCCACUCAUAUUCAAAACUUUAUAUACAUGUCUCGGACCAUCUUUCCACAAAACUUCAUAUCCUUUUAAGCUCUCUCAACGCCACCCAAAUCCCCUUCGUAGGCAAUCACAAAUAUAGAGCUAAGAAACCAUGGUUUUCACUUCUCAAAAUGAGCUUCCGUUUAAUGAGAAUGACUCACAAGACAUGGUAAUUUACCAAAUGAUAAACGAGGGCGCCACUGCCCCCAAUAAUUCAAACAUGCCACCAAGAAGCCAAAUUAAUUCAUCACACAUGUUUCCACCGGCCAAGGUCAUAGCCAAGAAGCAUUACAGGGGUGUGAGACGGCGGCCGUGGGGCAAAUACGCUGCUGAAAUUCGCGACUCGGCACGACAUGGUGCCCGUGUAUGGCUAGGGACGUUCGAGACAGCUGAAGAGGCUGCCUUGGCUUAUGAUAGAGCUGCUUUCAGAAUGCGUGGUGCUAAGGCACUCCUCAAUUUCCCGGCUGAAGUUGUAGCAGCUACGAGUGCAGGGUUCAAGCCUAAUUUGAACUUGUCAACAACAUUAAGUAGAAAUAACUUUGAAUCAAGUGGCAGCAGCUCUAGCUCAGUAUCUGUAAGUACAUCACAAUCGGAAACAGAGAGCAGUACAACUGGGAUCGGAUUACUUGGAUAAGUUGCUUAGAGUUCGUUGAUUUGUUUGGGAUUGGCUGUUAUUGCCUACACAUGCAACAUUAAAAUCCCAUGUUGUAUUUCCAAAUGUGCCUGAAUCUUUAAUUUGCUGGUCUUUGUUACUUUUGCUUAA